AUGAGCCCAUCAGCCAUUACCGGGGCCGCGGCCCCGUCUGGCACGACAAAAAAGGCGUCCAAGGCCAACAUUGGCGUCUUCACAAACCCGAAGCAUGAUCUGUGGAUAAGCGACGCGGCACCCACGCUGGAGAGCGUACAGAAGGGCGAGGAUCUCAGAGAGGGGCAGGUCACUGUUGCCAUCAGGAGUACGGGUAUCUGCGGAUCCGACGUCCACUUCUGGAAGCAUGGCUGCAUCGGGCCUAUGAUCGUCUGCAGCGACCACGUACUCGGCCACGAGUCGGCGGGCGAAAUCAUCGCCGUGCACCCGAGCGUGAAGAACAUCGCAGUGGGCGACCGCGUGGCCAUCGAGCCGCAGGUCAUCUGCAACGCGUGUGAGCCCUGCCUCACGGGGCGGUACAACGGGUGCGAGAGAGUCGACUUCCUGUCGACGCCGCCGGUGCCGGGGCUGCUCCGGCGCUACGUCAACCACCCGGCCGUGUGGUGCCACAAGAUCGGCGACAUGUCGUACGAGAACGGCGCCAUGCUGGAGCCGCUCUCGGUGGCGCUGGCGGGCCUGCAGCGGGCCGGAGUGCGCCUGGGCGACCCGGUGCUCAUCUGCGGAGCCGGGCCCAUCGGGCUGAUCACCAUGCUCUGCUGCAAGGCGGCCGGGGCGUGCCCGCUCGUCAUCACCGACAUCGACGAGGGGCGGCUGAGCUUCGCCAAGGAGAUCUGCCCCGAGGUCGUGACGCACAAGGUGGAGCGGCAGUCGGCCGAGGAUGCGGCCAAGGCCAUCGUGGCGAGCUUCGGGGACGUGGAGCCGGCCGUGGCCAUCGAGUGCACGGGGGUGGAGAGCAGCAUUGUGGCGGCCAUCUGGGCGGUCAAGUUCGGCGGCAAGGUCUUCAUCAUCGGCGUGGGCAAGAACGAGAUCCAGAUACCCUUCAUGCGGGCGAGCGUGCGCGAGGUGGACCUGCAGUUCCAGUACCGGUACAGCAACACGUGGCCGCGCGCCAUCCGCCUCGUUGAGAACGGCGUCGUCGACCUGACCCGCCUCGUCACCCACCGCUUCCAGCUCGAGGACGCCCUCAAGGCCUUUGAGACAGCCUCGGACCCCAAGACGGGCGCCAUCAAGGUGCAGAUCCAGAGCCUGGAGUGA
Molecule: messenger RNA, 1134 nt
Organism: Lasiosphaeria miniovina
Lineage: Eukaryota; Fungi; Ascomycota; Sordariomycetes; Sordariales; Lasiosphaeriaceae
Product: L-Arabinitol 4-dehydrogenase
Exons: 2
Coding region: 1-1134 (377 amino acids)
Biological process (GO): D-sorbitol catabolic process
Molecular function (GO): L-iditol 2-dehydrogenase (NAD+) activity
Source: RefSeq, a predicted model, not a curated record